GCCAAAGCUCUUUAUUCUAUGGCCAAAGCAACCACACGCAAAUAUGGAUGUUACAGGUUCGGUAUAAUUCUAUUUGUUUCGUGUUAUCGACGUUAAGUAAUCGCUGAGUAUUGUGCGUCGUUAUAAGUAAGCAUGACAAGUCACAUAAGCGACGUAAAGCCGCUUCCUCAUCACGCAAGAAGAGAUGUUUGUGGCUCGAGGCCUGCCUACCGCCAAGGCAGAAAAGCCACUGCCGUGAAAGUGUUCACGAUCAACCAGGAGUCGUGUUAUCUGCUGAUAAGCAACGUCAACGCCGUUGGUGCCUGCGAGGAUCUGAAAGAUGCUUGCCUGGAGUAUGGCGACAUUGAUGAUUUUCAUGCUGUUGAUGGCUACGACACUGAAGAAUUUACCGAGACAUACCUGGUGAAGUUCGCCCGUGUACAGUCGGCAAGGAUAGCCAAGAAGAGGCUCGACGAGAGAUCUUUCUUCGGUGCUGUGUUGCACGUUUGUUAUGCACCCGAGUUCGAGACGCUUGACGAGACGCGCCAUAAGAUAAUCGACCGUUGCAAGUACGUCGCAUUUAAGACUGGGCAGCAUUUCAGGCCGGCUACAUCACGCGGUCGUAAGAGACCUAGUGAUGCCAAAGGCAGCAUUUUUCUGCCCGAGAAGCGCACCCCGAACGUUCCUGUGCCUCCACCGAUUUCUCACAUUUGGGCCGGUGGGGAGUACUCGUGGACACCUCGGGCCGCGCAGCUGGACAGCAGUGGCCUGCCCGUUUCGUUAUCGCCUUCAUGCGUGAAUCCGCUGUACAACGAUCAGCCACUGAGCUUCAGUGACAUCACGCGCCAGAGUGCUACCAGUAGCGACGAUCGGGUGUCUUUCGUACGCGAGGAUAAGUCGAGCAAAUCAAGUUCUGCUCAGCUCGUUACAGACGCUUACGACGAUCAGCCACUGAACUUCAGUGACAUCCCGCGCCAGAGUGCUGCCAGUAGCGAAGACCGGGUAUCUUUCGUACGCGAGGAUAAGUCGAGCAAAUCAAGUUCUGCUCAGCUCGUUACAGACGCUUACGAGAGGACCAUCUCAUUGAUUCGAGACAAGGUUAAAGGAGUGGCGGUUCCAAACACGGAUGUACUCUUGAGGAAGCGAAAGCCUUGACUGUUCCCCACAGACGUAUGCUUGGUGUCUGCAGUAGAAAAAAGAACUGAUAGUGCACUUCAUGUCAGGGUGCCAAGCUGGAAUCCAACCUUGUGAAAUUGCCUUUUGAUAUAAAUCUUGUUUUCAAAAUGUCA
Molecule: messenger RNA, 1268 nt
Organism: Dermacentor andersoni
Lineage: Eukaryota; Metazoa; Arthropoda; Arachnida; Ixodida; Ixodidae
Cellular component (GO): nucleoplasm
Molecular function (GO): nucleic acid binding
Source: RefSeq, a predicted model, not a curated record